GUUCAUUUGGCCACGACGGUGCAAGGUGCGCAAGUCAACCUCCCUCCCCGCCCCUAGCAAGGAACCCUCACCUCCAUCCUGCCUGUCUGAGCUAUGAUCCACCGAAGCACAAAAUCAUCACAACUUUAAACUAAAUCAACAAAUCAACUCAAGCCGUGCACCUCAACAACUACCAGAUAACUCGGCAGCUAUUCGCUCAUCAGACAAGCAAGAUGGCUUUUGGAAGACAGUGGCUCUCUCUCAGUGUGUUUCUCCUGGCGGUGGCCUUGCAGUGGUCGUCUGUCAGUGCGGAGGUGAAGGACCAGGACACUGAGGUUGAACUACCGGUGGUGGCCUUUUACCCCGAGAAGCUGGAACUCAUCACGGAGGGCAAGACGGUGCAGGUCAUGUGGUACACCAACAUCACCGACUCCGCCGACUCUGUGUACGCGAAGAUGGCGAAGUGGAGAGAGGCAGAGGUGGCAGACUACGGAGAUCCGAUCCAGGGUGCCCCGCUGCUGGAGGACGUCAACGCCACCGACAUCCUGCAAUUGACCGACAUUUCCUACUACGGCUACGUCAAUAUCACCGCCAAGUUCGUGGGCUUCAACACACUGCGGGUGGAGCUUUACGAUGAAAUGAACCAGACAGUAGCGGAGGGCGAGAUGGAAAUGACGGUGAGGCUGAAAUCAGAAAACCUCACCACUAUCUACACAUACGUGGUGGGCGUCACUACUGCUGUGGUUUACUUCCUUAUGGGCAUGACGAUCGACCUACAGGUAGUCAAGGGCAUCGCCAAGAGACCGGUGGGGCCCAUGGUCGGGAUCUUCUGCCAGUACGUCAUGAUGCCCCUAAUCUCCUUCGGCCUGGGCCUCGCACUGUACCCCGGGGACUCCUUCGAAGAGCGACUGAUGCGGCUGGGGAUGUUCCUGAGCGGCUGCUGUCCUGGGGGCGGCGCCUCCAACAUGUGGACGCAUCUGCUGGGCGGUUCCCUUGACCUCUCCUGCAUGAUGACCUGCGUCUCCACCUUCGUGUCAUUCGCAUCAGUCCCGUUGUGGGUGUUGACGCUGGGCCCUGUCAUUAUGUCCGACGCCGACUUCAUCAUCCCUUACGAAGACAUCACCAUCACUGUCAUCUCCCUCAUCCUCCCCUGCGGCCUCGGAAUCAUCCUCCAGGCAAAAUUCAAAGGGUCCAAGAUGGUGAAGAUCUGCAGCAAGCUGAUGUCCCCGGUGUGCGCCAUGAACCUCGUUCUAAUCUUCACCCUUGGGACAUACUCCUACCUGUACGUCUUCACGCUCUUCGACUGGAGGACGCUGGUGGCGGGCAUAGCGCUCCCCACACUGGGUUACACCGCGGGGGUGAUCUUCGCGGCGCUGUUCCGCAUGGACACGAAGCGCAUCAUCGCCGUGGGUGUCGAGACGGGCGUGCAGAACUACACCAUUGCCCUCGUCAUCCUCAUCCUCACUGUGUCUAGCCCCGCGGGAGAGAUCGCGACAUCUCUGCCCGGUGCCUUCAUGCUCUUUACGCCGCUGCCUCUCCUCGUCCUGCUUAUCAUCAGAAGAAGCUACCUGUGGUACCGAAAUCGCCACUCCGACAACAAACCCUCGCCCUCCACAGGCCUCAAGGACGUAUCUGAAAAGACCGGCUUCUCGAAGGGCGUCACGCACCACCAGAGCGACGUGGAGAAGAAAGGCAGUGGCAUGGACAACUUGGCUGCCGAACUCAGCGACAAAGUGUAAACAGCGGCCUCCUUCUCAGCCGCCUAGUGUCGUCUCGUCUCUGCGCUAGUGACAAGUUCGGCUCUCAUCUCACCACUUGUCCGGUGCCACAGUCCCCGUGCAUACGCUAACUUAUACAGAUACUCUUGGGACUCCAUGCAGUAUGGUAAAGAUUUAUCAGGAUCACGCCAGCAAUGCAACAGUGGUUAGGUAUUCGGCCUCGCCUGCUGUGAAGGUAUCUGGUAUCACCCUAAUUGUGCCCACGUCUUUAUCUACCUGCAGUGUGAAGUGUAGGGCAAGCAAUAGUUUUGACCUGCCAUACUGUGUAAACUGACAUACAUAAAGCUACGUGACUGAUAACACAGGCAAUUAUACAAAUACAAAUGAAUGUCAGAUUUAUUUAUCCAUGCACCAUACGCCUUAAACUUUGAAUCAACAUUGAGUACUUUUUUCUCUACAAAACUAACAACAUAAAUAAUUAAUGUGAAUGCAUAUGCAGCAAGACAGAACCAGCAACUGCGUCAUAUCCUAUUCUACCCAUUCUUUCUUUGGCGCCAUAGAUCUUCAGAUCACAGACGCUGCCUUGUAGCUAACCAGUUCUGUGACUGUCAUUGAUGUUGACUCUUUUUCAAUGGUGAAGAACACUUUUAAUGUGCAAAGGUGCAUUAAAAGGCCUAACUACUCAACUUUGCAGUCGGUUAUAUCUUGAAAAGAACAGUGUAAAUGGGCAACGAGCCAUUCAUUUACAAAGGAGGCCAGAACAGUCAGAGGGAUAAGAGAUAGCAACAUGUGUGUGUGUACCUAGAUUCCUGAGGUGCAUGCCUCUCUCUAUCUGUUCAUUCACUUCUGUAGUAUUUCUGCUCCCAUGCCGUAAUAGUCAAAGUCAGGAUCUGCCAGUUGGAUGAUGGUAAUAAAACUUAUCUCUCUACCUUUACUAAUAAAAUAUUCUCCUUUGAACAUGUUCGUUGCGCUAAGUUGUGUCCAUGUCAAGACGUAUACGUAUUUCGUAUUUUCAGCAUUCACUCACCACUUCAUGCAGUUUUCGCAAUUCAUCAAAUUUUCUCUCCAUGUUACCCAAAAAGCUAAUAGUACAUAAUAGUUUCGCGAGCGUUCAGAGUCUGUGCAACAUCUCAAGUGCACAGCCACUGUCUUUGGAAAGGCAAGUACAAAGCAAGAUGCAAAGGCCAGGCAUCGCACCUGACCCCAAUCCCAUCAACCAUUCUUACUCCUUAAGAAAAUUUUGAUCAAGAGUAAAAGUCAUGUCAUAUGUAUUUUCGUUUUAAAGAAGCUUUCAGAGUAUUAAGAAGAGUGUCUUAGAUUUCGAAGUACUCGACUAAAAAGUAUUUAUGAAAUAUGCUUUGUAGUCAUUAUUUAUAAUCAUAAACCUCACAUCUGUAUUCUGUUAUACAAUGGAUUACAAAUAAAAGAAAUGCGAGUA
This is a messenger RNA of Portunus trituberculatus (swimming crab), 3135 nucleotides long. RefSeq names its product ileal sodium/bile acid cotransporter-like. Lineage: Eukaryota; Metazoa; Arthropoda; Malacostraca; Decapoda; Portunidae. The coding region runs from base 213 to 1718 and encodes 501 amino acids. The transcript has 11 exons. Gene Ontology annotation, cellular component: membrane. The record is from RefSeq and is a predicted model, not a curated record.